CUCGUGUCUCAGUCCAGUGUGAGUCUCGCCGUGAAGACGCGGUCUUGAUGAGAGCCAGAACACAGACGAUCUGAAGCAGCGUCACACUCUUCUGCUGGGAUUGAGUUCUUCUGAAACUGGACUUUAGAGAAAUGAUGCUCAUCUUUGGACUGAUGCUGCUGCUGCUGCAGACUGCUGCAUGUCUGGAUCAGCUUUGCACAUUUGAUGAACCAUAUUCGAUCAAACAAUGUUACGCAGCUCUGGGACACAAACUCAGUCUGCAGAUGAUGCUGAACCCUUCAUAUACUGACCUUUAUUUGUAUAAGACGUUAAAUGAUGGCAGUAGACUAAAAGUUUUUAGCAUAGAGAAAAAUAAAAAGUAUGAUUAUGAAUCCAUCAUAUUUGAGUACUUAAAAAAUGUGCCUCUGAUCAUAAAUACACAUGAAUCCAUCAGAAACAGAUCUGAGUUCUUCUUUGAUAAUAUGACUCUGACCAUAAACAAUGUGACCAAACCAGAUUCAGGAAGAUACACAUCAUUUGUCAUUGAGAUAGAUAUGGCAAUGGAAAGUGAUCUUCAAGUGAUUGUUGAAGCUCCUAUUGGCUCAGUGGAAGUGUCAAUCAUCUGCUCCUCCAAUCAGACUACAGUGUUCUGCUCCUCUGAGGGAGAUCUGAUCAUCUACAGCUGGACUCUGAAUGGAAAAAUACUACAAGAAGGAUUUAAUUUUUUAAGCAGCAGCAUUGAUCUGGAUAAGGGAACUGAUGGAAACAUCAGCUGCAGUGUGAAGAACAACAUCAGUCACGCACAGAAGACCAUUACACUCAAACCCUGUCCUGUGUCUCUGGUGUUUGUGUUGGUCUGGUGUCUUCAGCUGAUGGUUCUGUUGGGUCUGUUAGGACCUUUUCACAUCUACAUGAGACACACGUCAGGAAAGAAACAGGAAGAUCAGAAAGUGAGGAUGAGAAGAUUGAGAGAAGGACAUGAACACACAGCAGAAGAUUCAUGAGAGCAGCAGCAGAUCAUCACAUCUAUGAGAAAUAACUUCACAAUCUCACAGAUUCUCACAUCAAUCCAGCUUUCAGCUUCCAACAGCAGAUCUUAUAAUAUAAACCCAAGAGAUUAAAACCAUGAGAUAUAAAUUAAACCAGAUUUUCUACAGUUUUGGUUAUGAAGAUUACUUUCUGGACAUUUCUCUUUUGUAAUAGUUUUAAUGCUUAUAUUACUUAUGUGUCUUCACACUGAAUGAACUAGCUGUACUUUUAUAUCAUUACAUGAAACCCCUUCUGAUCAUCACUGAUAAAACUUUUAUUUCUCUGAAUCAGAUCAGUCACAUUGUGUUUAUUUUCAUAUUUCUCCUCUUGCUCUUUUACUUUAUUCUGUAAUGGUUGAUUUCUUUCAUUUACAGGUCUGUUUAGAUGUUUUAUCUGUUUGAAGAUCUUGAUCUGUUUCUCAGUUUUGUCAUGUCUGUGGUUUUGCUGUCUGUGGUUUGGUUUUGCUUGAUUUUGAAGUUUUUAACAUAUAUAACCACAUUCAUGCAUUAUUCUUCACAAGAUAUUUGCACCAUAUAAAAUUGAUAAACAUGCCCUUUUUUAGACAUUGUAAAUGGGGUCAUUGCUGAAUUUGUUUUUUGAGUUAAAUGUGAAAAUAAAACACUUUGAAAUGAAACAGUAUCUGCAGUCAAAGGUUGCUCGUAGAAUUUAUAUAUUUUAACACAGUCAAUUAACAUUUUAUCCAACAGAAAACACACAUCAAUAAAUGUAAGCAUAAGAAAACACGUAUAAAAACAAUCAAUCCAGACAGAAAUUGAAUCAUUUUUAGCAGAGAAGUUCAGCUGUAACUCUUGUUUCCUCCUGCAGAUGUCACUCAUAACAAAGAAAGUGUGUUUUG
Messenger RNA from Cyprinus carpio (common carp), 1864 nucleotides. RefSeq lists its product as uncharacterized. Bases 132 to 983 code for a protein of 283 amino acids. Lineage: Eukaryota; Metazoa; Chordata; Actinopteri; Cypriniformes; Cyprinidae. The transcript is spliced from 5 exons. The record is from RefSeq and is a predicted model, not a curated record.